Messenger RNA from Zasmidium cellare ATCC 36951, 897 nucleotides. RefSeq lists its product as uncharacterized. Lineage: Eukaryota; Fungi; Ascomycota; Dothideomycetes; Mycosphaerellales; Mycosphaerellaceae. The transcript has 4 exons. Gene Ontology annotation, molecular function: peroxidase activity. The coding region runs from base 1 to 897 and encodes 298 amino acids. The record is from RefSeq and is a predicted model, not a curated record.
AUGGCUCGCAUCACCACUGUUGGAUCUCUGCUAGUAGCAACAGCAUCGGCGCAGCUGUUGAACAUUCCUGCUCUGCUCGGCAGCCUUGGACCUGCGCCUGAGGACGACCCCAGGUUCACGAACUGGCAAGCGCCUGGACCUAACGAUGUUCGUUCGCCAUGCCCUGGUCUUAACACCCUCGCCAACCACGGGUUUAUCCACCACGAUGGCCGCAACAUGACCCUCCCGCAUCUCCUCACAGGUCUCGCCGAAGGUCUAAACAUGGGCGCCGACUUCACCGUCCUCAUCGGCGGCGCCGGUCUCCUCUCCUCUCCUGACCCUCUAGGCGGAGCUUUCGACCUGAAUGACCUCGACCAGCACAACUUCCCCAUCGAACACGACGCCAGUCUCUCCCGCCAGGACGCGUACUUCGACGACGACCACACCUUCUACGACCCUUACUGGCAAGACGUCCUCGCGUACUUCCAAAACGGCCAGACGGCACUCAAGCCCGCGGCCGAGGCCAUCGCCAACCGGACACGGGACUCAGAGGCUAUCAACCCGACGUUCACGUACGGCUUCCGCGAGUUCAUCUUCCGCUACGGCGAGACGGCCAUCUACCUGCAAAGCAUGGGCGGCUCGGACGCCGACGGCGUCACCCGCGUCGACUGGGUGAGAAGUCUCUUCGAGCAGGAACGACUUCCCUACAACCUAGGCUGGAGACCUCGCGCUGAGCCGAUCACGAUCCCGAGUUUGGGACAGAUGGUUUUCGAGCUGUUCACCGUCAGUCCUGAGGCUGUGCCUGAGGGGAAGAAGAUCUUUGCGGAUUCAUACAAGGAUGUCUUCGAGGUGCUUGUGGGUGGUUCGGAGGUGUUGAACAACAUCACCGACGGGCUGGCUGCUGCUGUCGGUCUGUGA